Cryptosporidium ubiquitum is the source of this 702-nucleotide messenger RNA. RefSeq lists its product as uncharacterized. The record is from RefSeq and is a predicted model, not a curated record. Gene Ontology annotation, cellular component: SNARE complex; cis-Golgi network; Golgi membrane. Gene Ontology annotation, biological process: endoplasmic reticulum to Golgi vesicle-mediated transport; vesicle fusion. The coding region runs from base 1 to 702 and encodes 233 amino acids. The transcript has a single exon. NCBI's taxonomy places the organism in Eukaryota, Apicomplexa, Conoidasida, Eucoccidiorida, Cryptosporidiidae. Gene Ontology annotation, molecular function: SNAP receptor activity.
AUGAGUAUUAGUUUAAGAGGUAUUCAGAAUGCGCUUGAGAACAAACUAGGAGAGUUAGAUAAAUUAAAAUCACAUGAUUGUAACUUCGAAUUUGAUAUAAUUUUGGACAAAGAAGAAAAGGGUGCAAUAAAAGAGGGAGUGAAUAUUACAAACGAACCUAAAUGGGAUAUUGAGGUUCAAAACUUGAAAAAUGAUAUUCGCUGCCUUUUUGAUUCAUUUGAAAAAGAAAUAGAUUUACUUGAUAAUGAUGGAGUGAACACCGAUAGGUAUAAUGCACUUCUUCAAAAUUUGAAGCACGACUAUAUUAAUAUUUGCAAGUAUAUUGAUUCUAGAAAAAAAAAAUUUAAACUUUUUGGGAAAUCAAAUACAUCACCUGGAAAAAAGUAUCAGAAGUUAUAUAUAGAUAAAAACUCAGAAUCUUUAGAUAGAUUUCAACUCUAUAGAGAAAAAAAUGCACUUAAGGAUUCAGUUUCAAACAUUAAUUCAAUAAUAGAUCAAGCAUUGAAUACGACCCAAUCAUUAAGUACUCAGAAGCAGACACUAAAACUCAUUUUUGAAAAGACACGCACAAUGAAAAAAAAAUCUAUAAAUAAUAUACAGAGCGUCAUCAAUUCAAUUAUUAACUUACAAAGGAGGCAAAAUUUGGUGGUUGUAAUCGUACUCAUAUUAUUUAUUAUCAUUAUAAUAUAUUUUAAGAAAUAG